UAUUUUGAAUAAUACUGAACCCCCUUCGUCCCCCUCUCUCAUUCUAUCUAUCUUUCUCUCUUUCUCUCUCUUUAAAAUACCAAAAAUAAAACCCAUAAACCUCCAUAACCACCACACUCCGGCGACCCACCUCCGGCCACCGCCCGACCCAACGCGCCGGACAAAUCGAAAGCCCAAGUGCCAGCGACCUCACCCCCCAAGCGGCGACGCUCCUCUCGCCGCCGUUGACUCGGGAUCGCAAGUCAAAGUUUGGGAUUUCAAACUUUGAACGGGUUUUCCGGUCACCUCCGGCGUCCGUUUGACGAGAGGUUUUCACCACUACACUCAGCUCGUCGAGGAGAACAACUUACACUAAACCAUUUUUCCCGGUUCGCAACUUUUUCCGGUGACAUUUUUGUAGCUCCGCCCCUUUCCGGUGACCUCGUGUACCGUUUUGACAAACGGUUGGCAUGAGUGUGAUCUACUCGUCGAGGUGGUCGUUUUGAUAUAUACUACUCCUAUUUUCGGCGACAUUUCCGGUACACCAAUUUUUACCGCCACCGAUUGUUAAUGUGCACCGCUUAGGUGAGAGUAAUAUGUAAGUUUGGACUAAACAAUUGGAGCUCGGGACUUGAGAGCUUAAGAUCGUCUUUUGGAAAAAAAGUUUAACGACUCGGGAGAGGAACUCAGUUUGAUGCUAGUGGAUGAGGAUGGUACUGUUGGGAAAGGAAUGUCGUUAUUAGUUUAGUCAUAUUUUACUCUUUCACCUUCUAAUGAGACUGAUUUUGUAUUUAAGAACCAAUGGAUGGUCUGGAUGACUUAAAUUAGCUAUGUACUAGUUAGAAAUGAGAAAUGAUGGAUGCUAGGUAUUAUUUUGGUAUUUUAUUGACUUAUUAAAUCUAUCUAUUUGGUGAUUACAUAACUGUGGGGAUAUUACUGUUCUCUUAUAUUGAUGAGUGGUCCUGAUUUUUAUUACUAAUAUAUUUUUAUUAAUAUAGGAGUUAAUCCAUUCUUUUAAAUUAGUAUUUUGUAAUAUAAAUAAAAGGAUCAUUUAUAAGCUUUAUUUUCCUACAAGGGUCAAAGUGUGACCUUUGACCACCCAAGUUAUGGAUAUUACACAUCUGCCACAGCCUAGGGCUCGGGUCGUGACAGAAAAAUGGUAUCAGAGCGCCGGGUUUAAUUACCUCGGAGUGUGUCACCAAAUAGUUUAGAUUUAUUUUAAAUAAUAAUAGUAAUAAAUAUCUUGGUAUUUAUAUGUAUAAGGCAUAUUUAUAUUAUUAGCAUCCAAUCCUCACUAACUGAUUAGCUUUUGGUUCUCAGACCUAAGAAAAUGCCUCCAAAAGGAAAGAAGACAAGGGGAACGGUUGGAGAAGACGCCCCUCAAGCUAUUGUCCAACCUCCACAAGCUGAAUUCCCUAUGAACGCCCUUCUCGAAGCCUUAAGAGCUAUUCCCGCUCAACAAAUGGAUCCUGCCGCUCGACAAAGUCAUCAUUUUCAGAUCUUUCAUCGAAUCCAAGUGCCUGAGUUUGAGGGUGGACAGGAUCCCAUGGUAGCUGAAAGGUGGUUGAGGCAGAUAAAGAAAAAUUUCAACACAAUAGGAACACCUGAGGAAUACCAAGUUACUUUUGCUGUGUCCAAGUUAGAGGGUGGUGCAGCCGAUUGGUGGGAGACCUUGUCCAGGAAAAUGGAAACUGAUGGGAUGACUUGGCGAGAAUUUGAGAAAGUUUUCAGGGAACAAUAUUUUAGUCCAUCUCACAGGAGGGCUCUUAUUGGAGUAUUUGAUGGUCUAAGACAAGGGGAUAUGACUGUGAAUGAAUUUUACAUGAAGUUUGUAGAGCUAUCCUCUUAUGCAUAUCCUGGUGUUGUUGAUCAACCCUUGGUGAUUGAACAGUUCAUGCGUCGUUUGAGGCCAGCGAUACGUGGUCCUAUAGCCCCUUUGACCUUUAACAACCUGACUGAGUGUGUGACAGCAGCCUUGCGAACUGAGGCUCAUGUUGAGGGGAAUGAGAAGAAGAACACAAACAGAGGAAGAGGAAGUGACCGAAAGAUGACCAAGAAGAAUCAGGGACAAUGGUCCCAAGGACAACAAUUUAGUGGGGGUAGCACUAGUAGUGGUUCAUCUGGAAAGACUCGUAGUGGACCAUACGGGUGUUUCUGUUGUGGUCAACAAGGUCAUAAGAAGAAAUAUUGCCCGCAACGACAACAAAGAUUUCAAGCAUCUCAUGGAGGACCCAUAGGGAGCUAUGUAGAGUCUACUCCUUUUCAUGGACAGCCCAGGACAAACCAGUCUCAGUCUUCAUCCUAUGGUUUCACACCCCAAUCGGGCCAAGAAGCCUCGCAUCAACAUCGCCUGUGCCACAAGGUUCGUGGUUCAACAUGGGGUACUCACAAGGUUUCCAAACUCCUGCUCCUAGUGGGAGUCAAAGAGGGUACAAUCAAGGUGGAGGGUCUGGUGCAAGGCGGUGCUGACCAGGGAGUUGUCGAUGGUAUGGUUCUUAUCUCACACUCUUGGGCUCAUGUGUUAUUUGAUACGGGUGCAUCGCAUUCCUUUAUAUCUUUGAUGUUUGCUAGUAUGUUGGGUUUGAGUUGGGAAACUUUUAGUCCUGCAUUGCAUUUGAGUGUACCUAUGGGGGGACAUGGUGAGGUAUCCACCAUAUGUAGGUCAAUUUGUAUUGUGUUCGAGGGACACAAGUUGUCUGGAAACUUAUUAGUGUUGCCUAUGGGGCAAUUUGAUGUAAUUCUUGGUAUGGAUUGGUUGUCUAAAUACCAAGCUAUUGUGGAUUGUUCACGUAAAAGAGUGACUCUUUUAACCCCUAGUGGUGAUUUCAUUGUUUAUCGAGCCAACAUGAGUGCAGUGAGACACAAUCCUAUCUUAAGGGCAUGUUUAGGUGGAAAGAGAAACUUAGAGUGUUAUGGGAAUCUGUUUGCGAUCGAUGAUGAGUCUAGGAAUUUAGACCAGUUCCCUUGGAUAUCAGUGGUUAGUGGUUUUCCGGAUGUGUUUCCAGAGGAUUUACUGUGGUUACCACCUCGAUAG
Molecule: messenger RNA, 3013 nt
Organism: Cannabis sativa
Lineage: Eukaryota; Viridiplantae; Streptophyta; Magnoliopsida; Rosales; Cannabaceae
Exons: 4
Coding region: 1310-3013 (567 amino acids)
Biological process (GO): proteolysis
Molecular function (GO): aspartic-type endopeptidase activity; nucleic acid binding; zinc ion binding
Source: RefSeq, a predicted model, not a curated record